Patiria miniata (bat star) is the source of this 4283-nucleotide messenger RNA. Its product is annotated as NACHT, LRR and PYD domains-containing protein 3-like. The record is from RefSeq and is a predicted model, not a curated record. NCBI's taxonomy places the organism in Eukaryota, Metazoa, Echinodermata, Asteroidea, Valvatida, Asterinidae. The transcript has 5 exons. The coding region runs from base 140 to 2665 and encodes 841 amino acids.
CCAUUUUGGCGGAACUUUAGUGAAAAAUAUUCGUGUCAGUAAGGUCUUUGGAUUGUCAUUUGAUGCACAAAUUGAACAUACAAGGCUUAGUGUCUAUUACCGAUACCGAGGUUGAGAUAAAGUUCAGCGCACUAUAGCAAUGACAACAUCAGACAACAUGACAACCAUUUCGGCUGCUCCCAGGCCCACCGUGCUCAAGCCUACACCUGAAGGAUCAGGAUUGGAUGCCAGGACCUGGGCAGUCAUUGGCAUUGGAAUCCCGACUGUUUUGAUAGCUUUGUUCGCCCUAAUUCUGGGAUUGUUGAAAUAUUUGAAUGGUGAUAAUGUCAUCGGUAGACGUCGACAGCGGAGCACAACAGGUCGUCGGCGUCACUCACGGAGCCAGGAAGAGGACAGUGAACAAGGGAUACCACGUAAUACAAGCAUGCCUACUGCUCCGGCAGGAGAGACGAACGCUACUCGGUCAAAGUCAGAGCAAAGACGAGCUAAGCAAACUGCUGCAAGUAGGUGUAGGAAGGCUUUAAAAGAAAUAUACACUAGCACGGGUAGCUACGUGCAGAUGCUUCCAUGGGUCGAUGACGACAAAAAGCAUAUUAUGGACAUCUACACAAAGUUACAAUUAGAAAAGGGCGAUACUGAUUUAAAGGGAAAGGUAAAAUCGUAUUGGGAUAUUUUCAAACUGAAAUCAAAAGAGGGUCAUCCAAUCAUACGGGCAAUUUUAAGAGGAUGGGCUGGUCUAGGGAAAACGACUCUUAUUGACAAAAUUGCUUACGAUUGGGCUUGUGGCUCUGUUGCUGCACUGAAAAAGUACAAACUUGUUUUUGUAUUGAAAAUGCAUUCCCUGCAACAAAAGUCGGAUGUGAUCGACGCAUUGUUUGAUCAGUUAUUAGAUAAGAAGACCAUAAAUAGAGAGGAUUUGAAAUCCUUCAUUACAGCCAACCCUGAGGACGUGCUGUUCCUGUUGGACGGAUUUGAUGAAUUCAUGUCGACCGAACUUGAUGUGACGGAGUUCAGUUCGAUUCUUAAAAUGCUUAAUCGAAAGGGAGAGUACAAAAAAUGCAGUGUACUUGUGACAACCCGCCCCUCACACUAUGACAAACUGGUAAAGAAGACUUUGAUUCAGAAACCGUUUGCUGUUGUGAAUGUUUUGGGAUUUAGUAAGCACGAUAUUGAGGAAUAUGUACACAAAUUUUACUCAGAAGAACCAUCCAAAGCUGACGGACUUCUUCAGAGGAUAAAAUCCUCAGUUCUAACUGAUUUGGCGUCAAGUCCCAUGAUGUUGUUAUUGAUGUGUUUGUUAUGGAGAGAGAGUGCAACACUCCCUGACACAAUGUUCCGUCUUUAUGAUAAGGCACUGUUUUACAUAUUUAAACGUAAGGGCAUUACGUCAACAGAAGAAAUAUCAAGGCUUGUUAUUGCAAUUGGAAAGGUUGCUUUGGGCGGUCUUCUUUCAUCUGAUCAAAAGCUAACAUUUCAAGAGGAAGAUUUUGAUCCGGAUGUACUUGAUUUGGCCAUACGAUCUGGCAUCCUCACCAGUCAGAGAGUCUUUAAGGAUAUCGACACUUGUAAACGUGUUCAUUUCAUCCAUAAGACUUUUCAAGAAUUUUGCGCUGCGAAAUGCUACCAAAGUUUAACAUCGGAAGGCGAAACACAACCAUUUCAAACGUUCUUCCUUCAACUGUCUGAAACAGCAGGGUUUGAAUAUCUACUGCGCUUUUGCUGCGGUGACAAUGAAGGGCCACGUACAAAUUCAAUUUUGAAUAUUUUAUCACAUAAAGUCAAACGGGCAGGAGCUCUAGAUGAUAAACACUUACAAUUAGCCCUGCACUGUUACUUUGAAAGUCAGAGCCAGACAUUGCCACCGUUGGAGUUAAUACACCACGUUAUUGUUCCAACACUCUGUGUUGAAAUUGAAAGCCGUGAUGAAUUGACAUCGUUGAUGUACUUCCUACACAACGUUACAGACCAAACACAAGAUGGGGGGAAUGCUUACCUUAACAACAUACAAUCACUGAGGACAUCACCCGUCGCCUUUGGAACGUUAGGUGCAGAAUUUGUGAAUUAUAUGACUAGAAUGGCAAAUCUUCGUGAUUUUCAUAUAAGUGCGGAGCAUCGGCUAUCGUUUUUUUCUUACAACUGUAUACCUUUACUUAACUCUUGCCUGAAAGAAAUGACGUCGCUUCAGUCCGUGACCUUGUUGAGCUGCCGUCUAAUGCCGUAUUACAUGGAACUCGUUGUGGGGGGAUUGAGUAGUAUGCCCAACCUUGUUGAAUUGGAUCUGUCUGGCAAUACCCUGCUUGCUGGAUCACGUCGGUCGUGGUCGUACUUAACGGAAAUUAAAACCCUCAACAAACUUGUCUUGCGUGUCUGCAAUUUGUCAAGGAAUGACAUACAGCACAUUGCCGUGGCACUGAGCAAUAUGCCCAACCUUGAAGAGUUGGAUUUGUCUAAGAAUGAGACCCUUGCUGGAUCAGGUCGGUCAUGGUCUCACCUAAAGAAAAUCAAAACCCUCAAAAAACUGGUCUUGAAUGACUGCAGUUUGUCAAUGAAGGACAUAAAGCACAUUGCCGUGGCAGUGAGAAAUAUGCCCAACCUUGAGGGGUUGGAUUUGUUUCGCAAUACAUGUAUACCCUUGCUGGAUCCGGUAGGUCAUUGUCUUACCUAAAGGAAAUCAAAACUCUCAAAAAACUGGUCUUGAAUGACUGCAGUUUGUCAGGGAAGGACAUACAGCACAUUGCCGUGGCAGUUAGCAAUAUGCCCAACCUUGAAGUAUUGGAUUUGUCUUUCAAUAUCCUAACUGGAUCAGGUCAGUCAUUGUGUCACCUAAAGGACAUCAAAACUCCCAAAAACUGGGCUUGAGUUUCCGCGAUUUGUCAAGGGAGGACAUACAGCAAAUUGUCGCGGCACGAUGACGUCAUCUGCAGGAUUGGUAUUGGCAGUUAAUGUUAGAAAAUGACUUCCUCGACGAGACAUUUUACGUGCAUAGUUUUCGUACAAUAGCGGAAUUUUUCAUAAUUGUAUCCAGUACCGAGUCGAUCUCAAAGUACUUCAAAUACAUCGUGCAUAUAACAAAAUAGGGCGAGAUUGUCUGAUUAAGACAAAUAAGUCCAUUGAGACCAGAAGAGCAUGACUUUAAGUUCGUGGAUGAAAAUCAUUUCCCUCACGAGAAAUUUCAUGAAAAAAAGGGUUGUUGUCCGGCACGUUUUGUCAUCGAUGCCGAGGAAGUUUGCCCGUUCAAGUUUGGCAAGUUUAUCAUGCCGACAUCACAAAUACUAUGAGUAGUCUGAAGAUUUACGUGUGCAGAGCCAGAGUACGAACGCCGGAUAUAGUAUCCGCGCAUGUAAAUGUUAUGCGAAGCAUCGCGGCAGCCAAUCGGAAUCGACUUUAGAAAUUGUAUUGUCAUUUCAGCCUCAGCUGUUGAUUGGUAAAUAAUUGGCUGCCAUAUUUUUGUAGUACAACAACGGGUUACCGAAGACCUGAUAGGAAGGCGCCCGCUGAACGAUCAGAAUCUGAAGGUCAACUCAAUACAAUUACAAGACGCAGUCUCGUUUUGCAUAAUUAAUCGUCGAAUCUGCACGAAUAUCAUAUGGACGCUAUUGUGCACGCGGCUAUUUCAUAGACUACCCAUAGCUGUCCUGCCAAUUUUGUCAACCUUUAUUAGAAUACGACAACCGUUAAAAUCGAAAGAUUCCGUGUGUAAUAAUGACAUAUGUACGCUUCAAUUUUCUUCCACUUAUUUUUCCUUCUUAAUUUUUCGGACCCCUUGUUAAACGACCAGUCCUUUGUUAGGUGAUGUGGAUUGCUUUCCGCAGAGCAAAUUCUCUCUCAAACAUUUUGUUCAUCUCACCUUUACCACGUACAGAAAACAACCGUAGCAUCUAUUCAAGUUAAUAAAAUGGGUGAUUUACAUACAAUUUCAAGGAGGAAUGGCCGAACGGUGUGAACUUUCAAGAAAUCACAUGUUUUGAAAGAUUUUAGUUGCAAGGAAUUGAAAUCCUCAAAUAAUCCCAAAGAAUAAGAUUGAAAAUCUGAGCUUGGGGCCAAAGCGUUCGACCUUCAUUGUGACUUUGACUUCGGGGGGGGGGGAGGUUUGCAUUGUCAAAAAAGUAUGGCUGCACAGAUCUGUCAAGAAAUAAUGGAAAAACAAUCUGCCUAAACAAAAUGGGAGUGGGAGCCUCGUGGCCCUUAUUCCCACCUGGGGCGGGGCACACGUACUCGAAGCGUGACGUCAUUUAUGUCUCGGGGCUUUUGGAAGAUGAACAGCCCACAAGCAAAACCACACC